AUGUCGAGCGACGUCAUGCAGCAACCCAUGCCCAUCCGCUGUCACCAUCCAGGUUGGGAUAUCUGUACGCCUGGUCUGCUGUCGAGUCUUGAACAUUGCUGCCCAUCGCCUAUGCACCACGACCGGCGGCGCUACAACGGGCCGCCGCGAUCGCCCUACAGCAAGAUUGCUGCUGCUCACGUGUUGCACCGCAGCAGCAGCGCGUGGGGGAUUUUCACCUCCAGUAUAUGGGUACCACCAGGCUUUCAACCAUGA
Parastagonospora nodorum SN15 is the source of this 255-nucleotide messenger RNA. RefSeq lists its product as hypothetical. The record is from RefSeq and is a predicted model, not a curated record. The coding region runs from base 1 to 255 and encodes 84 amino acids. Lineage: Eukaryota; Fungi; Ascomycota; Dothideomycetes; Pleosporales; Phaeosphaeriaceae. The transcript has 2 exons.